This is a messenger RNA of Pygocentrus nattereri (red-bellied piranha), 6528 nucleotides long. RefSeq names its product adenylate cyclase 1a (gene adcy1a). The transcript is spliced from 20 exons. Lineage: Eukaryota; Metazoa; Chordata; Actinopteri; Characiformes; Serrasalmidae. Gene Ontology annotation, biological process: intracellular signal transduction; adenylate cyclase-activating G protein-coupled receptor signaling pathway; cAMP biosynthetic process. Gene Ontology annotation, molecular function: adenylate cyclase activity. Gene Ontology annotation, cellular component: plasma membrane. Bases 1 to 3372 code for a protein of 1123 amino acids. The record is from RefSeq and is a predicted model, not a curated record.
AUGGAUGGCCCCGGCAUGGAGGAGGAGGUGGAGGCUCCGCUCCCUCGCGUCCAGACGCGGCGGCGCAAGAGCCGCUGCCUGGCCGGCACGCCGCUCGCGCACGUCCCCUGCGAGGACGAGUUCGACUGCCGCGAGCUCGAGGGCCUCUUCCAGAAGUACAACCUGAAGCUGGAGCAGACCGCCACGCUCAAGGCGCUCGCCGUGCUCAUCGUGGCCGCGUCGGCGCUCGCGCUCGUCGAGCUGCUGUCGGCGGGCUCGCGCUUCACCGUGUCGGCGGGCUCGCACCCUGUGCACUGCGUCAUCUUCGCCUCGCUCUUCAUCGUGGCCAACGUCAAGUACCUGCAGGUGACGCAGCUGCAGCAGAUCGCGCGCCUCGCGCUCCUCUUCAGCUUCACCUUCGCGCUCCUCUGCUGCCCCAUACCGCUGGCGCUGGCGCGCGCGCCCCGUCCCGACGAUGCGGCUGCGGCUGCGGUGACGGCGCCCGCGGCUUCGCCCGAGCAGGGCGUGUGGCAGCUCAUGCUCGUCACAUUCGUGGCGUACUCGCUGUUGCCCGUGCGCACGCUGCUGGCCGUGCUCUUCGGCGUACUGGUGGCCGCGUCCCACUUCAUCGUGACGGCGACGUCGGUGACGGCGCGCAGGCCGCGCGUCUGGACCCCGCUGGUGGCGAACACGGCGCUGCUGGUUGGUGUGAACCUGUCUGGUGUGUUUGUGCGGGUCCUUACUGAGCGUGCCCAGAGGAAGGCCUUUCUACAGGCCAGGAACUGCAUCCAAGAGCGCCUGCAGCUGGAAGAUGAAAAUGAAAAACAGGAACGCCUCCUAAUGAGUCUGCUGCCCAGAAAUGUUGCCAUGGAGAUGAAGGAGGACUUCCUUAAGCCACCAGAAAGAAUCUUCCACAAGAUCUACAUCCAGCGGCAUGACAAUGUCAGCAUCCUGUUUGCAGACAUUGUUGGGUUCACCAGCUUGGCUUCUCAAUGUACAGCUCAGGAGUUGGUGAAAUUGCUGAAUGAACUCUUCGGGAAGUUUGAUGAGCUCGCCACAGAGAACCACUGCAGACGGAUAAAGAUCCUGGGGGACUGUUAUUACUGUGUGUCAGGAUUGACCCAACCCAAAGCUGACCACGCCCACUGCUGCGUGGAGAUGGGUUUGGACAUGAUUGACACCAUCACGGCAGUUGCAGAGGCAACGGAGGUGGAUCUGAACAUGCGCGUGGGUUUACACACAGGCCGUGUGCUGUGUGGAGUUCUGGGGUUGAGGAAGUGGCAGUAUGAUGUGUGGUCAAACGAUGUUACACUGGCCAACAUGAUGGAGGCAGGGGGGCUUCCUGGCAAGGUUCAUAUCACCAGGGCAACGCUGGAGUGCCUGAACGGAGAUUACGAGGUGGAGCCGGGCAACGGCCACGAGAGACACGCCUUCCUCGGCAAGCACGCCAUUGAGACCUUUUUCAUCGUACCCUCACACAGACGCAAGAUCUUCCCGGGUUUGAUUCUGUCAGAUAUUAAGCCAGCUAAGAAGAUGAAGUUUAAGACGGUCUGCUAUCUGCUAGUGCAGCUCAUGCACUGUAGGAAGAUGUUUAAGGCUGAGAUUCCUUUCUCCAACGUCAUGACCUGCGAGGACGAUGAUAAGAGACGAGCUCUUCGCACAGCUUCGGAGAAACUGCGGAACCGCACUUCCUUCUCAGCUGGAGCGCUGCAUAAUUCUCCCGGGACGCGCGUGAACCGCUACAUUGGCCGACUGAUUGAAGCUCGGCAAACUGAGUCGGAGACAGCAGACCUCAAUUACAUCACUCUGACCUACCGGAGCAGAGAGAGAGAGAGGAGGUAUCAGCAGGUGUAUGAUGAUGGCUUUAUCAAUGCUGUGGCAAUCUCUCUGGUUCUCACGUCACUUUUUGCCAUCGUCUACUUUGUCAUCAUUCCUCAAGGUCUGGUGAUUGUGAUCCUGCUGGUUCUUUGUAUCUGCUUUCAUAUGGCGAGUGUGAUGUACCUUCACAUCACUCAUGUGCAGUGCUCUCCCGACUGUCUUACUCUGCAGAUCAGGACAGUUUUGUGUGGCUUUCUGGUGCUGCUCUCAUAUUCCGUGACCCAGGGGUGUGUGGUGGCAUGCAUGCCGUGGUCCUGGGAGAGGAACUCCAGUAUCUCCAUUAUAACAGUGGUCAUAGUGAACAGCACCGCAGCAGGGGCGAGUGUAUGUAAAUACAGUCCAUAUGUAUUUUUGUCGUGUGUGAUGGCAUCGCUCUCUGUGGCCCUCUACCUGCGUGUGUCAUCAUUACCCAAAAUUCUCCUACUACUUCUCCUCAACAUCCUCCACACAGUCGUCAUGGAGACCAGCGGAUAUCGGCAGGCUGUGGGAGGAGGCUUCUUUCACACGUAUGGGUAUGAUCCUGUGUUGGCAAUGCUACUUUUCUCUGGAGCCCUGAUACUCCACUGCAGACAACUGGACCUCAAACUCAGACUGGACUACCUAUGGGCCACACAGGCUGAAGAGGAAAGAGAUGACAUGGAGAGAGUAAAACUGGACAAUAAGAGGAUUCUGUUUAACUUGCUUCCUGCUCAUGUGGCUCAGCACUUUCUCCUGUCCAACCCACGCAACAUGGACCUGUAUUAUCAGUCUUACUCUCAGGUGGGCGUCCUCUUUGCCUCCAUCCCCAAUUUCAACGACUUCUACAUCGAACUGGAUGGGAACAACAUGGGUGUGGAAUGUCUGCGGUUACUCAACGAGAUCAUUGCAGACUUUGACGCGCUGUUGGAUAAGGAAUGCUAUAGGGACAUUGAGAAGAUCAAAACCAUUGGCAGCACUUACAUGGCAGCAGUUGGCCUUGUUCCCACUACUGGAUCCAAGCCCAAGAAGUCUAUCUCAGCACAUUUAUGCACAGUGUCUGACUUUGCUAUAGAGAUGUUCGAUGUUCUGGAUGCGAUAAACUACCAGUCAUACAAUGACUUUGUGCUUCGAGUGGGUAUAAAUGUAGGUCCAGUGGUUGCUGGAGUGAUUGGUGCUCGCAGGCCUCAGUAUGACAUAUGGGGAAACACAGUCAAUGUAGCCAGCAGAAUGGACAGCACUGGAGUACAGGGCAAGAUCCAGGUGACUGAAGAUGUCUUCCGCCUCCUCUCCGGUCAUUACCGCUUCCUGUGUCGUGGUCAGGUCAGCGUCAAAGGCAAAGGUCAGAUGCUCACCUACUUUCUAGAGGGCCGGUCGAAUGAGGGCAGUUUCCAGACGCGCUCCAGGACAAGCCCUUGCAUCCGGACCAAGCUAAGCCCAGCCCCCACUGUGAGCAGUUAUGGGGUCAAAGCACCCAGCAUUGGCCCUGGCCCCGCCCCCUCCAACAACAGCAUCCUGUACCUGCCCUCUGUAUCUGUUGACAUGGAGAAAGAGGUGUGACUGACGAGGAGACCGUUUCUAUGGCGACCAACCUAUUUGCAAAGUGAGGAGGAGGGAGGAAAGAGGGAGCGAGAGGAGAAAAAGGAGGACAUGGAGGGCUGGAGUGUGAGAGAAAGAAGUAACGAGUCAGGAGAGGUCGGGAAAGUUGCUGGAAGGGCAUGGCUAGAGAAAAGAGGCCCACCUCGCUGUCCACAGGGUGACCAUGAUGUUUACACGAGAGGAGAAACAUUGAAUUCUCUAAUGAGGAGAGUAACCUUUCCCCUUACACACACAAGUAAACAUAACAAGCAGUUUUGUCUUUUCGUGUGUUUGUAUGUGCGCAUGUGCACAUGUGUGUGUGUGUUUUAAUGAGUCUUCCUCAGUCCAUCUAGAUAUCAGGGGCUCCUUAACUGGAGCACGUGUUCUACAGUAAUGGCAGCUUCACACCAACAGAGGACACAUGCCCUCCUCUGUGUGAUGGUGUGUGUGUGUGACUGUGCGUUAGUUCAUUUGUGUGUGAAGACAUUCAGUAAUGCUAGAGAAUUAAUGCCACGGCAUCGACUAUUCAGAGCAUGUGGAUGCAGUGUGGACUGAUCAUUUAAAAUCAAAACGGCGCUGUAUUUUACAUUUUUUAUGUGUGCGUGUGUGAUUGCAUGUGUGUGUGUGUUUAUGUGUGCGUGUGCGCGUGAGUGUAGUUGUAUGCAAAAGACAGUGAGUAAACCUGGCAGGGAGAAGAGAGAAGUUGUGAGAACUGAGUGCUCUCGAAAUCAGUCAGUUCAGGAAAGAAAUCUUACAUUUGGUGUUCUUGUUCAGUUUACCGGAAACAUAUGAAAGGGCAAGGUGAAUCACUUGUCUGUGCAGAUGUACAGUAAAUGGGAUCUCUGACUUGUAACCUUCAAAGUAUUUGUCUGCAGUUGUUGCCUUUUCGAGUGAUUUGCCAAAACCAGACUGAACAGUGAUGACACGGAACACAGAGGCCAAAAACUUUUUUAACUGCUGACGAACCCGAAAUCAGUCAGUUAUCCUAUCAUUUACAGUGCUUCUAAUUGCUUAGAUAAGGGUCAGGUCCCUGUGUGGCUGGGAUCAGCAAAGUUUGUGUUUGUACGGCUGCUAACAUUUACGCACGGAGGGAACAUUCUCGACGUCAGAGACUUCCUGCUGUCCUUUGACCUCUCAAUGAGAUGGAAAUUUCCUGUCCAGCAUAAACACAAAAGCAGAGCAAGGUCUUGCCUUGGAGAUACAUUUCCACCCUGCUGACGGUGCACUCCACAAAUUCACUUAGCCUGGAAUAUCAGCUUGAUUAGCCUGUUGAUUCGGUGGCUUAGCUGUUCAUGAACCAUAACAUGAAUAAACACGACUGUAAGAAACUUUAGUAUCCGCUGGGGAUAAAAAAAAGAAAAAAAAAACACAAGCCGAACUUUUGCUGAGGUUAAAAAUAGCUCAUGCAGCGUGUUCUCAUUUGCAGAACUGGUUUUGAUAUUUGUUCUUUUUAAGAGUAGGCUAACACUCAACCUGAUCCUGUUGGCUGCUGGCAAAGGAGAUUUAGCCUUGUGCUUGCACAAGAAGCACGAGAAGUGCUAGCUCACAGAAUCAAGCUUGCAUGAGAUUUAAAUGGCACAGUAAGCUGGUGGUUGCUGUCAAACGUUCUCUGAGCCUUCUGUUCUCUUUUUCUUGAACAUCUGGAUCUUUUCAGAGCAUGCAAAGGCCACAGACUUGCAUUCAGGUAAUCUGAGGCUCAUUGGCAGGUUCUGUAUUAAAUAGGUGGGUCUGAUCAGUUGAUCUCUCAUGUUUAUUCUUUUUCUUUUAUCUUUUUUUAUGUUUUUUUUUUUUUUUUUAACAAAAUGUGAUUAUAGCUUUGAUAUUUCUCCAAGUAUGCCUAGGGAAUGAAGUUGGCUUCAAGCAUGCUGUUCUGCAUGUCCCUCUUCGCAUGCCAUAGUUCUACCUUGUCUGCUCUUCUUGCUAAGUGCAAUGUGUCUCUAAUGCAUGACCAAUGCAAAAACCGAACAAAAAAAAAAAAAGGUGAAAUGUGUCAAAGAAAACGAAAAAAGGCUUUAGCUGCACUGCAUGAGCCCAGACGAGUGGCCUUUUUUUAAUUUCUACUGUGUUUUUUGGAUUCAAACCUUUAUCAACAGCUCGUUCGCUUUCCUUCUCCAUGCAUGGUGCUGUCAAGUGUUGGAGAAAGCUUGGGAGUAUUGUAGCAUUGCCGCCUUUUUGGCUCUUGAGGUGACUGCCUUCUAUCCAGGGGUUGUUGGGGUGGGUGUAUUCCUUUGUGCCAACACAUAUCGUUACCAACAUAUCAACUCCAGUGUUCUAUUGUAGCACAAUUUUGUGAUAUUGUGUUUGAUUCCACUUCUGAUGUUGUUUUUCAAGAUGUAGUUUCAUAUGCACUGGAUCCACCAAGGGCACAGUUUUGGCUUCCUGUGAAACUUUCGGGGUGGGACGUUUAGCUGUUGGGUGUUUCGGAGUUUCAAAGAAGUAUAUUUUCUUUAAUAUCUAUCAGUGCCGAGUAACACGCUCUUAGCUAAAGUAUAUCUAUUUUCUGUCACAAAGAACAAAACUCUGUAAGCUUGUAAUUGGAUACAAAAGAAAUGCAGUGCUUCAAAUGACACUUUCAGAUUCUUUGAGCUUUGCACUUCUAACAGCCCAGGAACCUCCAUUCGCACCACAAGCGAAGGCUUUUUAAGGGGCUACAGCGACCAAGAGACCUGACAUAGUAUCAUCUUUCUGUACGAAAGGUUCAAUUAAUAUUCGUAAGCCAAAAUCUUAGUUUUGUCUCCGAGUAGGCCUAGUUCAGAUUUUAUGAUCAAACAAAUGUAGCCACAUGACAAAAAUGGUUCUAUUUUCUAUUUGCAAAUGCCAGUGGCCUAAUUUACUGCCGUUCGAAAUAUUAUGAUCAGAUCAACUUUAUUAAUGCAUAAAACGUGCACAGUAGAAAAAAUAUAUAGACUAGAUUUUCAUGUGAAUUAGAUAUUUUCAUAUUUGAUACGGGUUAAAAUUAUGUAUGAAACCUUCUGUAGAGUAAACAGAAAGUAUUUUACUGAUGAUCUUAAAUUUAUGUGCUAUUUUUGGGGUUGCAAUGUAUUGAUUGCAAUGGUGAUAUAUGUGAAUGUAAGUUUCAUAUUGAGAUCUUUUAUACUUGUGUUUUCACUGUUCUGGAAUAAAAUACUGAGAGAUGGA